Molecule: messenger RNA, 1039 nt
Organism: Teleopsis dalmanni
Lineage: Eukaryota; Metazoa; Arthropoda; Insecta; Diptera; Diopsidae
Product: sodium-coupled monocarboxylate transporter 1-like
Exons: 3
Coding region: 64-888 (274 amino acids)
Biological process (GO): transmembrane transport; sodium ion transport
Cellular component (GO): membrane
Molecular function (GO): symporter activity
Source: RefSeq, a predicted model, not a curated record
CUUGUAAUUUUUGGUUUUGGUUUUAUCCUCAUACUUGGAUUUAACACUUACACUGGCAUUGCGAUGUAUUCACGUUAUCAUGACUGUGACCCAAUUCAGGCAGGAUUUGUUCAAAAAACUGAUAAACUAAUGCCGUACUUUGUACAAGAUAUUGUAGGCCAUUUAAAAGGUAUGCCUGGUGUAUUUAUAUCGUGUGUUUUUAGUGCUGCUCUGAGUACAAUGUCGGCCAGUUUAAAUUCCUUAUCUGGUAUAGUCUACUUUGAUUACAUCAAACCAUAUAUUAGACACACAGAGAGUCGUGCAAAUCUUAUCAUGAAAGUAUUUGUCUUCGUAACUGGAAUAUAUUGUAUACUUGGUGGAGCUGUUGUCGAGAAGUUCUCUUCCAUAUUACAAAUGGUUUAUUCUAUUGGAGGUGUUACUUUUGGUUCAGUUUUUGGUGUAUUUAUGUUGGGAAUGUUGGUGCCUAGAGCACAUGGCAGAGCUGCCUUCUGGUCUGUUGUGGCUAGUAUGUUGGCAAUGUUAGUUAUAAUUUUGGGUGCACAAGGUCGCAUACAUUACAAAACGUUACCCCUAACACUUGAUGGUUGCGAAGAAUUGAAUAAGACAAUUGCUUCAACCACCUCCACUUUACUUCACUCCACUCAACAUGGCACAAAUGCUUCAGAAGGCUUUAACAUAUUCGAUCUUUCGUUCAAUUGGUACGUAGUGGUUGGUGCUAUAAUACUUUUUGUGGUAGGCAUACCAUUGAGCUACAUAAUACCACCAGAAAAGGAUGAGAAAUUCAAUCCCAAGCUACUCUCGCCCAUCUUGCAAUACUUUAUGAAAUACGAGCUGACAAAUGUCGAAGAGAUGCCCGAGAUUUUAACAAAAACGAAUUUAAAGCAAUAGAAAUAUUUGAUAGUCACUGGAAAGUUUCAUACUCAUUGUGUUCGAAACAGAUAAGUUUAUUGUACUGUGUACAAGUCAAAGCCGUUAUUGUUACCAUAAGAAUUUUAUUGUAUGUAAAAUUUAAUUUAUCUGUGUCUUAAAAACUUCGUGU